GGCCCUGGGAUCCGCCGCGUCUCCGCAAGCAGUCGGCUCUGAGCCGCGAGCCGCCGUGAGCUCUCGGGUUCGAGCGGGCGCCAGCGAGCCCGGGGGCAUCGCCCGCAGCGGCCAAGCUCAUGGCCGGCUGAGCGGGACGCCGCCUCCGCCUCAGCCACCGCCGCCGCCGCCGCCUCCUCCUCCUCAGCCGGCGGCGGCCCGGGCCCAGCAGCCAUGGCCGAAGACUACUGGGACGGGCGCCUGCGGCGAACAGGAGGAGAAGGAGGUCGCGCGGCCUCAGCCCGGGCCGCCGCCCCAGGCGCCGCCGCGCCGGCCCCGCGGCGCUGAGGUUGCUCGCGCGCCCCCGCCGGUCGCCAUGGAUCGGAUGAAGAAGAUCAAGCGGCAGCUGUCGAUGACACUCCGAGGGGGCCGAAGUACGGACAAGACCAAUGGUGCCCCUGAACAGAUAGGCCUGGAUGAGAGUGGGGGUGGCGGUGGCACUGACCUUGGAGAGGUACCCACUCGUGCUGCUCCUGGGGAACCUCGCUCUGGACGGGGCCCACUCAGCUCUGCACCAGAGAUUGUACAUGAGGACUUGAAGAUGGGGUCUGAUGGGGAAAGUGACCAGGCUUCAGCCACGUCCUCGGAUGAGGUGCAGUCGCCAGUGAGGGUGCGCAUGCGCAACCAUCCCCCACGCAAGAUCUCCACUGAGGACAUCAACAAGCGCCUGUCACUACCAGCCGACAUCCGGCUGCCUGAGGGCUACCUUGAGAAGCUGACCCUCAAUAGCCCCAUCUUCGACAAGCCCCUCAGCCGCCGCCUCCGCCGCGUCAGCCUAUCUGAGAUUGGCUUUGGGAAACUGGAGACCUACAUCAAGCUGGACAAGCUGGGCGAGGGUACCUAUGCCACCGUCUACAAAGGCAAAAGCAAGCUCACAGACAACCUUGUAGCACUCAAGGAGAUCAGACUGGAACAUGAAGAGGGGGCACCCUGCACCGCCAUCCGGGAAGUGUCCCUGCUCAAGGACCUCAAACACGCCAACAUCGUCACACUACAUGACAUCAUCCACACGGAGAAGUCCCUCACCCUUGUCUUUGAGUACCUGGACAAGGACCUGAAGCAGUACCUGGAUGACUGUGGGAACGUCAUCAACAUGCACAACGUGAAACUGUUCCUGUUCCAGCUGCUCCGUGGCCUGGCCUACUGCCACCGGCAGAAGGUGCUACACCGAGACCUCAAGCCCCAAAACCUGCUUAUCAAUGAGAGAGGAGAGCUGAAGCUGGCGGAUUUCGGCCUGGCCCGAGCUAAGUCAAUUCCAACGAAGACCUACUCCAACGAGGUGGUGACACUGUGGUACCGGCCUCCCGACAUCCUGCUUGGCUCCACAGACUACUCUACCCAGAUUGACAUGUGGGGUGUGGGCUGCAUCUUCUAUGAGAUGGCCACGGGCCGGCCCCUCUUCCCAGGCUCCACAGUGGAGGAACAGCUGCACUUCAUCUUCCGCAUCUUGGGAACCCCAACUGAAGAGACGUGGCCAGGCAUUCUGUCCAACGAAGAGUUCAAGACAUACAACUACCCCAAGUAUCGAGCCGAGGCCCUUUUGAGCCAUGCACCCCGGUCCUCUUGUCCUUGCGGUAGACUUGACAGUGAUGGGGCUGACCUCCUUACCAAGCUGCUGCAGUUUGAAGGUCGCAAUCGGAUCUCCGCGGAGGAUGCCAUGAAACAUCCAUUCUUCCUCAGUCUGGGGGAGCGGAUCCACAAACUUCCUGACACUACUUCCAUAUUUGCACUAAAGGAGAUCCAGCUACAAAAGGAGGCCAGCCUUCGGUCUUCGUCAAUGCCUGACUCGGGCAGGCCAGCUUUCCGCGUGGUGGACACCGAGUUCUAAGCUGAGUUCUAAGCCACAAACCGAGGCCCCAGCAGGCAGCAGCAGCUGGAGGGAUGCCACUCCCCUCACAGGGCAGCCCCCAACUGCAUCCUUCUUGCUUGCUGCCUGCCUACCUGCCUGACUCAUGCUCGCCUGCCCACAUGUUCCCUGCUGCCUGUCCAAACACCCGACCAUUGGCCUGUCAGCCCACCCAUUGGCCUGUCUGCUGGGUGCUAACAAAGCUCUCAUCGCUCCUUC
This is a messenger RNA of Nyctereutes procyonoides (raccoon dog), 2104 nucleotides long. It is a transcript of the gene CDK16, whose product is annotated as cyclin dependent kinase 16. Gene Ontology annotation, cellular component: cytoplasm; synaptic vesicle; nucleus. Gene Ontology annotation, biological process: neuron projection development; exocytosis; protein phosphorylation. Bases 356 to 1867 code for a protein of 503 amino acids. Gene Ontology annotation, molecular function: ATP binding; protein kinase activity. The record is from RefSeq and is a predicted model, not a curated record. The transcript is spliced from 16 exons. NCBI's taxonomy places the organism in Eukaryota, Metazoa, Chordata, Mammalia, Carnivora, Canidae.